ACAGACUGCGUGCCCGGUCCACGGAGAGAUUCGCUCCCGCAGGGAGGGUUUUCCCGGAGGCACUGAUUCUUUCUUUUUCCGGCAAGCUCGGCCCGGAAGCGCAGUGUCCCGGCUGCGGGCUUACCGGCUCCUCGUCCUUUCCCGGUGGCAGUCGGGGCGUGGUCGCUGCGGGCCGGGCUCACGCGUGCCAGCGAUGGAGGGGCAGCGGGUGGAGGUGGACGGCAGCAUCAUGGAAGGGGGCGGCCAGAUCCUCCGAGUCUCCACCGCCCUGAGUUGCCUCCUGGGCCUCCCCUUGCGCGUGCAGAAGAUCCGCGCUGGCCGCAGCACGCCGGGCCUCAGGCCUCAGCAUUUAUCUGGACUGGAAAUGGUUCGUGAUUUGUGUGAUGGGCACCUGGACGGGGCAGAAAUCGGCUCAACAGAGAUAACCUUCACACCAGAGAAGAUCAGAGGCGGAAUCCACACGGCAGAUACGAAGACAGCGGGGAGUGUGUGCCUCUUGAUGCAGGUUUCAAUGCCCUGUGUUCUGUUUGCUGCUUCUCCAUCGGAGCUUCGCUUGAAAGGCGGAACUAACGCUGAGAUGGCACCGCAGAUAGAUUACACCAUGAUGGUUUUCAAGCCAAUCGUUGAGAAAUUCGGAUUCAAAUUUGAUUGUGACAUUAAAAUGAGGGGCUAUUACCCAAAAGGGGGUGGUGAAGUGAUUGUUCGAACGUCACCAGUUAAACGGUUGGACCCAAUAAAUCUGACUGAUCGUGGCUCUGUGACCAAGAUUUAUGGGAGAGCUUUUGUUGCUGGAGUUUUGCCUUUAAAAGUAGCAAAAGAUAUGGCAGCGGCAGCCGUGCGAUGCAUCAGAAAGGAGAUCAGGGAUCUGUACGUCAACAUCCAGCCUCUACAGGAGUCCAGGGACCAAGCCUUUGGCAACGGGAGUGGAAUCAUCAUUGUUGCUGAGACAUCUACUGGCUGCUUGUUUGCUGGCUCAUCUCUUGGCAAAAGAGGUGUGAAUGCAGACAAGGUUGGAAUUGAAGCUGCAGAAAUGCUAUUAGCAAAUCUGAGGCAUGGUGGCACUGUGGACGAGUAUCUACAAGACCAGCUGAUUAUUUUCAUGGCGCUAGCCAAUGGAAUUUCCAGAAUAAAAACAGGACCAGUUACCCUCCACACACAGACUGCAAUACAUUUUGCUGAACAACUAGCAAAGGCCAAAUUUACUGUGAAGAAAUCAGAAGAGGAAGAAGAUGCCUCUAAAGACACUUACAUCAUCGAGUGUGAAGGAAUUGGAAUGGCAAAUCCGCAUCUCUAGGUGUUUAGCUAAGAGAAACCUCCAUGGUGCACUAACGGAUUAUACAUGCUGCGACCGAGUGAAUGAGAAGUACGACAUUGCAGGACUGCAUUUGGGGUGAAGGACAGCACUUGUGGUUGCUGGCAAUGCUUCAUCGUGUCCCUCUCACCUUGUAUAUCUCCCCAGAUAUACACAGUAAAAGAUGAAACUGGAUGGACGUGACAGUAAAUUUCAGUAUUAAAGUAUUGAAAUCAAA
This is a messenger RNA of Mesocricetus auratus (golden hamster), 1529 nucleotides long. It is a transcript of the gene Rtca, whose product is annotated as RNA 3'-terminal phosphate cyclase. The transcript is spliced from 11 exons. NCBI's taxonomy places the organism in Eukaryota, Metazoa, Chordata, Mammalia, Rodentia, Cricetidae. The record is from RefSeq and is a predicted model, not a curated record. Bases 194 to 1294 code for a protein of 366 amino acids. Gene Ontology annotation, molecular function: RNA-3'-phosphate cyclase activity. Gene Ontology annotation, cellular component: nucleus. Gene Ontology annotation, biological process: RNA processing.